UUGCCGCAUAACUCGAGUGCCGCGUCUGCCCGCGAACUCUGUGCGUUCGAAAUCUCCCGUCCACACAGCCGCAUGGGCCGCUGACCUGAGCGCACGUCAUUUCUUUUUAUUUUCUUUUUACGUAGUGCCCAUAUUCACCCGGAAUAUUAUUUACUUUUUUUUUCACAAACUGCUGUGCUAACUGUGUUGUGUUUGUAGUUUUUUUAUGUGUUGUGUUGUGUGUGUAAAAUGAACGGGGUUUUGGAAGGAGAUAUCAUUGACAGACAUUCGGCGCUGGACGUUGGUGUCGGCGGCGACGCGCGGGACACAAAACUAUGGCAGAACACAGACGAAAACAGACUAUCAACAUUCCCAGCCAGCGGCGACCGGCAGAACCUGCUUCGGUCCCACGCGGCCAAGAGCGCGGAGUGCGGCGCGGGGGGGUCGCCGCGGGUGCGCCGCGCGCCGAGGGAAUCGAGGAGGGUGUCCCUGGCGCAGGCGCCUGGAUAUGUACAGCUCAACCAGUACAGACUUCUGGAGCCUAUUGGACAGGGGUCAUACGGGAUCGUGAAGUUAGCUUAUAGCGAAGAGGACGACACACAUUACGCGAUGAAAAUCCUCUCGAAACGCAAGCUGAUGCGACGCGCGGGCCUCUUCGGGCGCGCGCCGCCGCGCCGUCCGGGCCCCGGACCGCCGCCGGAUCCGUUACAACGGGUGUACAGAGAGAUAGCCACUUUGAAGAAACUAGACCAUCCUAAUGUUGUCAAACUAGUUGAGGUGUUGGACGACCCUGAAGAAGACCAGCUGUACCUGGUGUUCCAGCUUCUGGAAGGUGGACCAGUCAUCGACAUACCGACGGAUAACCCGCUGAGUGAGGAGCUAGCCAGGAAGUACUUCCGAGAUUCUCUUCUAGGUAUUGAGUACUUACACUACCAACGUAUCGCUCACCGAGACAUCAAACCAGCUAACCUCCUCCUUGGUGACGGUCGGGUCCAAGUAGCUGAUCUUGGUGCUUGCGGGGAGUUGGCUGAUGCAGGGCUAGCGGGGGGAGUGGGGACUCCGGCUUUUAGAGCUCCUGAGGCAGCGGCACCCGCUGAUCGGUAUAAUGGGGAGGCGGCAGACAUCUGGUCGCUAGGCGUGACCCUCUAUGCCAUGGUUACCGGAAGAGUACCCUGGCAUGGUACAUGCGUCGAGAUAGCUCAGCGAGCACUGUUGGAACCUCUGAAGUUUCCAUCAAGACCCACCCUUUCUGCGCCUCUGAAGAGUCUGCUUCUACGGAUGCUUGAUAAGGACCCAGCGAGAAGAGCGACCAUGCAUGAGAUUAAGGAACACGGCUGGGUGACAAACAACGGAGCUGAUCCUCUACCGUCGGAACAAGAGAAUUGCCGGCUUGUGGAAGUGACAGACGAGGACAUGGCGCGCGUUGUCACCUCCAUACCCAACUUGUCCACUCUCAUCCUCAUCAAGACCAUGCUCAAGAAACACAGCUUUCAGAACCCGUUCCUCCGAAGCCGGGAAGGCAGCACUUCCCGCCGCGAGUCCUCGGAGACCAUCAAGGAGGCCGAGAAACCCAAGCGAGGAGGCCUGGCGCGCUCGGGCCGGUCGCUUUCAGCCCCCGGGAACUAUCUUAUGGACAGCCGACAAACAUCGUUCGACGUCGCACUGGAGUCAGUGCAAGAGACUCGCGACCUCUCGCAAGACGACGCCAAGGACGCGGAAAACAAGAUGGCCGCGAGGUGAUGGCACAAGAUGGCGGCCCAGCCCGCCCUCUGCGUGCGUGCGCCAGCGCAACGCACCAAGCAUUAAUGCUACUUCAUUAGGGGACAGCGAUUAAUACCGUGUGACUUAAAUUGGCAGUGACCUUAAGCGGAAUCGAGCCACGUCGAAUCGAGUCCUCAUUCAUUUGAAUGCAUUCUACUCGUCGCUAAUGGACGCAGUUGCUUAAGAAAUACAGAAGGCGAAUUAAUGAGACUCAACUCGACCGCCUAGUGGACGCCAGACUUUACCCCUGCCUAUACUCCUGGGGCCCCAUGUUAUAAAUCUAGACGGUCAACAAAAUCAUCAAUUUUUAAGUGAUAUGGCUUGUUGAUGAUUCCACAAACGUCAAGGUUUAUAAAGGCACGCGUAUUAUAAAGACUAU
Messenger RNA from Leguminivora glycinivorella, 2119 nucleotides. RefSeq names its product calcium/calmodulin-dependent protein kinase kinase 2. Gene Ontology annotation, cellular component: cytoplasm. The transcript has 11 exons. Gene Ontology annotation, molecular function: calmodulin binding; calcium/calmodulin-dependent protein kinase activity; ATP binding. The coding region runs from base 229 to 1719 and encodes 496 amino acids. Gene Ontology annotation, biological process: intracellular signal transduction; positive regulation of protein kinase activity; protein phosphorylation. The record is from RefSeq and is a predicted model, not a curated record. Lineage: Eukaryota; Metazoa; Arthropoda; Insecta; Lepidoptera; Tortricidae.